AUGUUCGUACUCUCAAUUGCUAACUCAAAGUCCAAUUACAAACCCAACGCAUAUAUGCUCACCAAGGUCGGUCGAGAGGUCUUACGCAAGACUCCCCACGAUGUCGUGGUUUUGUCUGCUGUGAGGAGUCCGAUUGCUCGCGCUUUCAAGGGCGGAUUCAAAGACUUAUGGCCGGAAGAGAUUUUGAUGCCGGUCAUGCAAGCAGCCGUACAGAGAGCCAAAAUCCAGCCCGAGGAUGUAAACGAUGUCCUCAUUGGAAACGUACUUGCAGAGCUCGGUUUCGCCAAAACAGGUCGCAUGGCUCUCAAUGCUGCCGGAUUUCCGAAUUCGACUACUUUCCAUACCACUAAUCGACAGUGCUCUAGCAGUUUACAAGCUAUCACGCAUAUCUCUCAUGCUAUCAUGGUUGGACAAAUCGAUGUCGGUAUGGGUGGUGGUGUGGAGAGCAUGACUCGGUGUUAUACUACCCGUGGUAUCCCCGUUGAUGUUUCACCGACAUUGAUAAACUCCCCUAUCAAGGAUGCUAGGGACUGUAUUAUGCCUAUGGGGGUCACAUCUGAAAACGUUGCUGAGCGAUAUGGUAUUCCUCGCCAGGAGCAGGAUGAGUAUGCCGUGGAGAGUCAGCGACGGGCAAGCGAAGCUCAGAAGAGCGGACUAUUUGAGAAGGAGAUCAUUCCGAUUAAUGCCCGCUAUAUCAACGAGGAGACGAAAGAAGAGGGACAGAGACUCAUAGCUCUUGAUGAGGGUAUUCGCCAUGGCGUGACUUAUGAGAAGCUUGCUAAACUCAAGCCUGCGUUCAAGGAGAAUGGUGGAAGUACGGCGGGUAACUCUUCACAAAUCUCAGACGGUGCAUCAUCCGUCAUCCUUGCACGUCGCUCAUGGGCUGAAGAGCGCGGCCUGAAGCCCAUCGGACGAUUCGUCGGCACUCAAGUAGCUGGCAACGCACCAGAUGAAAUGGGCAUUUCACCCGUCUACGCAUUUCCCCGGUUAUACAAAUACACGGGUAUUGAACAGAAGGAUGUCGAUGUCUUUGAAAUCAAUGAAGCGUUUGCUAGUCAGACUAUAUACAUUCUAAGGAAACUCGGUUUGGACCCGGCCAAAGUUAACCCUAGAGGUGGUGCUAUUGCGCUAGGACACCCUGUUGGGGCGACCGGAGGCCGACAGACAGCUACGUUGUUUGCUGAGUUGGAGAGACAGGAUAAGGAGUUGGGUAUUGUGUCUAUGUGUGCAAGUACCGGACUCGGUGUGGCGUCACUAUUCAUUCGAGAGUAA
Messenger RNA from Talaromyces stipitatus ATCC 10500, 1272 nucleotides. RefSeq names its product acetyl-CoA acetyltransferase, putative. Gene Ontology annotation, biological process: fatty acid beta-oxidation; phenylacetate catabolic process. The record is from RefSeq and is a predicted model, not a curated record. The transcript has 4 exons. Gene Ontology annotation, molecular function: acetyl-CoA C-acyltransferase activity. Lineage: Eukaryota; Fungi; Ascomycota; Eurotiomycetes; Eurotiales; Trichocomaceae. Gene Ontology annotation, cellular component: peroxisome. The coding region runs from base 1 to 1272 and encodes 423 amino acids.